This is a messenger RNA of Tachysurus fulvidraco (yellow catfish), 3642 nucleotides long. RefSeq names its product kinesin-like protein KIN-14I. The record is from RefSeq and is a predicted model, not a curated record. Gene Ontology annotation, molecular function: ATP binding; microtubule binding; microtubule motor activity. Gene Ontology annotation, biological process: microtubule-based movement. NCBI's taxonomy places the organism in Eukaryota, Metazoa, Chordata, Actinopteri, Siluriformes, Bagridae. Bases 363 to 3119 code for a protein of 918 amino acids. The transcript has 23 exons.
CUGUCCAUCUAGAUAAAACCUGCAUGGGAUAUUUAUUCAAACUCAUUCAUAAAAGUGAGUGUAUGCAACAGUAGUAACAAAAAUAUCUAUGCAGCAGUAGAGAAAGAUCAACACAUCAGGUUGCAUCUGUAUCACACACACAGGAAAUUUGAUGACAGUCAGUACUCUGCGUUGACCAAGCAGGCAAACUAACACUAACUGAAACUUCAUCCUGCCUUUUUAAUAUUUUACAAGUGAUGAGAAUUUAGCAUCUCGCUGAAACAAGCAGCUUUUCCACUUCUACUCUUUUCCUUUUUCCAACCAAGACCUAAGGACUGUCUCAUUCUUGCAAACAGACCAGUCACAUACAAAAGAAGUUAAACAUGCAUUUAAAUUCUAGAGCUGAGAACACCCCACUGUCUCUGAACUUCAUGGGGAGGAAGUUGCGAAAUCACACAGUGGCCCCAGCUACUAAGCAACGAGCAUGGGAGGGAACUGGUCCAUCCAGGUGUGCUGUUGAGAAUAGAGGUGGUCUGUCCAGAGUGGUGAGAAAACAGCCACUGGUGUGUGUGCAGAACGAGUUGCCAGGAAGCAUACAGGAGCUUAGGGAGGAAGUGAGGCAUCAGCCCUGUAAUGUUCAUAACACACACCUUGACCAGGAGAACAAUGCAGGUGUCUGGAAACGUGGUGGUGCUUCCUGGCUAAGGAAAAGCAGAAUCAAGUGGAAAAGCUUCAAGCGCUGGAUGGGUUUAGAGCACUGCACUGAACAGAGCAAAGCUCCAGCCAAAGAUCUUAAUGCAGAAUCACUUAACACAAGAGAGAGAGAACGAGAGGACUAUGUUCCAGCAGACAUGAAGAUUUUCAUCCCUUAUGAUUCUGCCAAACUGUGUAUCACUCAAAUAGCUGACGACAUGGUGGCUAUGAAGAGCAGGCAUCUCGAGAUGGUUCAGGAACUGGAGGAGAAUUUCCUUAUAGCAUCACGAGAGAACCAGGAAAGAACAGUGGACAAAAUCAGAACCUACUACCAGAACAAGCUGAAUGCUCUGAAGAUGGUCCUGGAUCUAUACCAGGAGAAGGUGGAGAGGAGAAGUGCAUUGUGGGAGGAGAAGAUCAAGAGUCUGCGGAGUAUAAACGAGAGGCUGCAGGCUGAGCAGAUAGCUUUACAUGAGCAAAACAGACAUGACUCUGCAACCUGGGAGAGAGAGAAGAGCAGGAUGAUGGAGCUCUUCUCUUCACGUUUAGAUCAGCUCCACCACCACCAGACAUCCACACUCCAGGAGCUGCAGAUGGCCAGGAUGGAGAUGGGACAUGUGCAGGAAAUGCUGCAGACCUCAAAGGAUGCCAAGGAGUCUGAAGCAAAGGAAACAGAGAGCAGUGACUCCGCUGCAGAUUUAGAUGGAGCCGAAGCUCGUCUGGAGGAGUUGAGGGAGAGUUUGGGUAAACGACAGCAUGAGAUCUCAAUGCUGAUUGAUGAAGGAGGAGGAGUGCAGGACAGUGUGGUGCCAUCAGCAUACACUCGUCUGCUUGGGGCUGUAGUACGUCAGGCUCAUCAAGUCUAUGCAGAGGUGAGGGAGGCGAAGCAGCAGUUUGACCAGAUGGCAGAGGAGAACCGCAAAGCUGUUGCUGAGGCUUCGGUGGGAGCAAAGUACUUCCAGGACAACCAAACAGUUGUGGAUAGCAUAGAACCGAGAUCUCUGGGGAUGAACCCAUCAGAAAUCUGUCCGGGUGAUCAGGUAACACAAGCUGAGGUUAACCGGCAGAAGCAUGAAGUCUUACUGGUAGCCGUGGAGUGUAUCAAAGCAGGGGUUACACCUACACUUACUGGCCCUGUCAGUCAGGAAGAUUUGGCAGAGUUGGAUGAGCGUGUUAAAAGCUUUGAGGAAAGGUUCAAAAACAGUGGUGACCUAAACUCAGAGGUUGGGAAGCGUGUAGGACAGCAGCUUCUACUCCUGCAAGCUGAGCUGAAACAGGUCAAAGAAGAGAACAAGAAAAUGACUGAGCACUAUGCAGCAGAGCGGACCCUAAGAAAGAAGUAUUACAAUAUGGUGGAGGACAUGAAAGGUAAGAUCCGUGUGUUUUGCCGUAUAAGGCCUCAGACACGGGCAGAGCUGUUGAGGGGCAGCACCAACAUCGUAUCUUGUUUAGAUGAUUACUCCGUGAUCCUAGAAUCUCCACGAGGCCCUCGAGAGUUUCAGUUUGACAGAAUCUUCACCACAGAACACACACAGGAUGAUGUGUUUCAGGAGUCCAGCAGGCUAAUUCAAUCAGCAAUUGAUGGCUUCAAUGUGUGCAUCUUUGCAUACGGACAAACUGGCUCAGGAAAAACUUUUACUAUGUUGGGGGAUAGAGAGCAGAAAUACCCUGGAAUCAUCCCCAGGACAUUUAAUAGGAUAUUUGAAAUCAUCCAAGAGAAUGAGACAAAAUUUGAGUUCAAGGUCUCGGCUUCUAUGUUGGAGUUGUAUAAUGAUCGGCUACAGGACCUCUUUGUGAGCCCAGCUGAGGCACUGUCAAAACGUAUUGAGAUUAAAAAGGACAAAAAGGGGCUUGUAUUUGCCCAAGGAGCAGAAGCAAAGGAAGCGACUAGUGCUGGAGAGCUCUUUGCUCUCUUUGAACUGGGUUCUGCCAACCGCCAUAUUGCAGCUACCAAGAUGAAUAUAGAAAGCUCUCGUUCUCAUCUGAUUAUCAGCAUCAUGUUGGAAAGUCGCAACCUGGCAAACGGCAGUAUGACGUAUGGUAAGCUGAACCUUGUUGACCUGGCAGGAAGCGAGAGAGCGGCAAAGACGGGAGCUAAAGAUGACCAGCUGAAGGAGGCUAAUUCUAUUAAUAAGUCUCUGAGUGCCCUGGGUGAUGUGAUCUCAGCUCUGGCUAUGGAGCAAGCUCACGUUCCCUACCGCAACAACAAAUUGACACAGCUCAUGCAGGACUCACUGGGAGGCAAUGCCAAAACUCUCAUGUUCCUCAACGUGUCUCCUUCCGACUGCAACCUGGAUGAGACCCUUACUUCACUUAUAUAUGCCUCACGAGUGAAGGCCAUCACCAACCACGCACAGAAGAAUAUGGAGAGCAAAGAGAUCACUCAACUCAAAGAGGUGAUUUUGAGACUAAAAUCAGGACAGACUGUAGAAGAGGAAGAUGUAUGAAAUUUUACUCAAAUCUGGCACUCUUUCUCUCACACUUUUGGAGACUUGUUUGUGCUUGAACUGAUGUAUUAAAAUAAAGAGACUAACAGGAAUGUGCAUUUCAUUAAUUAGACUGUUUAUUUAGUGUCAUGCAGGUGAUUUUUUUGAUGGUCCAGUGAUUGAGUUUUGAAUUAAUGAAUGAAUUAAAAAUUACUCUUUGCAUGUUUUCAGUCACCAUGGCAACUUCUGUUUUAAAAAAUCUGAAAAAAUAAACAAAUAAUGGGGUUGUUUUACCUUCAAAUGGUAGUAAUACCAUUUGAUACCAUAAUUUGAUUGUGUUAAUUUAUACAGCUAAUUGUAGUCAAUUUCAAGCUUAGUAUAUCAGACAGCUGGUGAUAAAUAAAUCUGCUUGCUAUUUAUUUUGAAUUUAUAGAAAUAGAAAAGCCUCAGUAUGAAUAUAUGUGAUGUUUUAGCCUAAUGGUUAAGGCGUUAAGGUGUUGGAUUACUGAUUGGAAGGUCAUGAGAUCGAAUCCCUGGUCCACCA